AGACCAACGUGCGGUGCGUGGAUUGCCCCGCUCACGACUACUUUUCUCAGCUAUUCAUGCCUUGCUUGUAUAUUUCACGGAACCCAUGUGCUGUUGCUCCCUAUCCUUCUCACCAGAUACCCAACCUUUUCUACACCCGCCAGGAGACAGAGGAAAUUGAGAGGGCACAUAAUCAUAAGAAAGAGAUCCACAUUUAGAAGAAGAACCAGGUGAAGAAAAAAACAGGAAAGGAACAAAAUCCUUGCAGUAUUCUGGAAAGCCACGACGUAGGGUCAGUGCCCUGUGAGAGGUGGAGAGAAAGCGAUACCUUUGGUUCAGGGGGUAGCCAGGUGCUUCAUGACUGUCUAGCCAUGUGUAGAUAGCCAAGAGUAACGUCCAUAUCCACAGAUUUCCUAAUGCUGUGGCCAAAUAUCUCCUGAAGCAGAUACCAAAGACGUGAGCACGAGAAAAAGUCUGGGUGUAAGACUUUGAAAUUGGAAGAAGAUUUGUCAAGAUAAAUAUUUCCAUAUGGUGCUUGAAAACGAGACCAUUACCAUGGCAACUACUGCGACGACUGCUGUGUUGGUUGCAGAGCAGGGCAAAACAACGACAGUAAAUAACAAUGAAAGUCCGUCAACGACGUUAACAAUCCGAAUGGUGAUGCAGGGAAAAGAAGUAGGCAGUAUUAUUGGCAAGAAAGGCGAUAACAUAAAGAAAUACAGGGAAGAGAGUGGUGCAAAAAUAAAUAUCUCUGAUGGCUCAUGCCCGGAACGAAUUGUCACAAUCACAGGCACAACAGACCAAAUAUUUAAAGCCUUUGAUAUGAUCUGUAAAAAAUUUGAAGAGGAUUUACAAAACACAGUAGGUCCUAACAAUAGUGUCCCGCUCCCCCCAAUAACCCUGAGACUAGUGGUGCCUGCCAGUCAGUGUGGCUGCCUUAUUGGGAAAGGAGGCUGCAAGAUCAAGGAAAUCAGGGAGGUAACUGGAGCAUCAAUUCAGGUGGCGAGUGAAAUGCUCCCCAAUUCAACAGAGAGAGCGGUGACGAUCUCUGGAAAAGCGGAGGCAAUCACACAGUGUGUCUAUCACAUAUGUUGUAUAAUGAUUGAUUCCCCUCCUAAAGGAGCUACCAUCCCCUACCGUCCAAAACCUGUUGUACCACCUGUGAUAUUUGCCGGGGGCCAGGCCUUCACGACGCUUCCUGCAGCUCCCCAGUACCUGAUGCCCCAGCCAGCCACGGCUGCGACGUCGCCUGAUAUCAUGAAGAUGCCUCAUAUCCAGUAUGGCAAUCAGAUGAUUCCUAUGCUGACACAACAACAGCUGUCCGCCUCCACCAUCAUGCCCAGUACUUAUGGCAGUGUGGCGCCUGCAGGUAGGUCACCUGGGGGGAUGACACCUGCAGGUAACCCUAGCAACAUGGUGCCUGCAAGUAACUAUGGCAACAUGGUGCCUGCAAGUAACUAUGGCAGCAUGGCGCUUUCUGGAAACGGCACAUAUGGCAGCAUGGCACCCGCAAUCUAUUCCAAAGCACAACCCAUCCAGUAUGGCAACCAACUGAUGACCUGGAUUUCUCCACCACCACCUCAACAACAACAACAGCAGGCUGCUGACGUUUCAGUUACCCCCACCACGUACAACAAUUCAGUACCCACAGGUAUAUCCCCUAUCAGCUCUUAUGCGACAGUUCGUACUACAGUCCCGCAGACAAAUAACAAUCAACAGACACACGAAAUGAAUAUUCCUAAUGAUUUGAUUGGCUGUAUUAUUGGAAGGGGAGGACAAAAAAUAAAUGAAAUUAGACAACUAUCUGGUGCCAUUAUCAAGAUCUCGAAUGUAGAAGAAGGGUCGGCGGACAGGAAAGUGACUAUUACAGGGACUCCAGAAACUAUUAACAUGGCCCAAUAUCUCAUAAAUACAAGCAUGGAGUUGCAUAAGCAAAUGCAAAUGACCCUUGACCCGACCUCGAACCCUACAACGACCUUGACCUCAUCACCUUCACCUAUGAUUCCGACAAUGAUGAAGCCACUGUCGGUGUCAGGGAUGCCACUUCUUGGAUUAAAUGCUGGUUUAUUAGAGAGCAGUGUUUGGCAUAAGUCGCUGGUUACAAAGGUGAAAGGCGGGGUCGACCUUCCUAAUGGGCUCAAAGCUGAAAGAAGUAAAUUUGCUCCGUACUGACAGGGUGCACAGCAUAGCAGUAGGAUCUGUUACAGGACGAUAUCAUUGUGUAAAUUGCCUUAUAUAAAGACAUGAAAACUUUCAUGGACUUUCACACAGUAACAUUAUUAUUCACAAGUGAUGUGAGAGUGUGCAUUAAGACAUUAUAUACAGAUACUGAUCAUCAAGUCAAAGCGAGUAUAAGAAAAGGACAUGCUAUAUUCAUGAGAAGUUACAGAAGAAAGUUGUGUGUGUUUGUUUCUUUUUUGUAGAUGUAGUAUUUAGUAAUACUGCUGUCAGCAAAUGGAGGGUUGGAUAUUGUUGAUAUUUUUAAGGAAUGAAAGUGUUACAGGGUAACAUCCCACCAGGAAAAAAGGAGCUAGUCACAUUUGUGUGUGCUUAAGAAAAGCCAUCAGAACAGGGGCCAGUGCAAUUGACAGUAUGUCUCUUCAUAUAUUGAUAUGUCAGGGUAAAGGUCACAAUAUCUCAGUUUUGAUUGGCUAAAACAUGACUUUUUUCUUUUAGAUUAUUACAAAAAGAAAAACUUAAAGACACCUCUGUUUGAAGACAGUUGUCAGUAAAAAAAAAAAAAAAAGAAGAAGAAGAAGGUUCUUCCAUCUUACUGUAGAUACAUAGAAAUCCAUAUUUUCUACUUAUCCAUGGUGCAAUGGCAGAAAAGGUUCUCUCUGAAAGAGAAGUGUUUAUACACGUAGAAUAUAUUUACUGUAAAAGAGUCAAUUUUGCUCAGAUUUAUUUACAAACAGUCAAGAAAGGCCCCAGCAAUGUUUGCUGGUAGUAUACAUCCAUAUUGUUUCUGCAAGUGCGCAGAGAAUUAUGGGGGUUAAAGAUGUAAAUAAAUUGUUACUAGUUUUUUUUUUUUUUUUCAUCAUCCUAAUUAUAGUCACAUAACUAUAUGUUUACCAAAUAUAACAGCUGCGUGCUAUUUGACUGAAGAAAUUUAAUGUCCCAUUUUACAUAUAGCUUUAAUUUAUUAGAUAUCUUUCAUAUGGGUAGAUAAAUGUACAUUUUAGGGGGGUCAAGUUUUUGUAUAGGUUUCUUUCUUUGGGGUGGGGUAGGGUAAAUAUUGGAUAAAAUAGCAUACCAGUAUCUGUAUCAGAAUUUCACCACUGCUUCCUAAUUAAGUUUAUACCUAAAAUGCACAUUAAUUAGGUGUAGGUAAACAUGUUUGCUUUCUCCUUUGUUUGCCAUAUCAUAAUAUAGUUCAUCAUUGGGAACAAAAGUGUUAAAUGUACCUUGUGAUGAGAAAAAAUUCCACUUUCUUUCAUACUUAAAUUAUGAUUCUUACACUAGAUCUCAAAUUUACAGGUAAUAAUUUAGACAUUCUCAUUUAUUCCCAAAUCUCUUUGCUAGCUUUAAAUUUUUAGCUUGAUGUAAUUCUAUACGUCAUGAAGAUAACUUCAGUCUGUAGAGUGAUAAUAAUGAAGUGCCCAAUCGCAGAGUAGUAAAAAUGAUACUGUUAACUAUGAAGUUUGAAGUCGGUGUAGUAGAAAAAAGUAUAUAAUUUAGUUCACAAAUUUGAAACAAUCAUAACAAUUCUACGUAUUUAGUUUUUGUUUUGACUUUAUUUAUUCAUUCUAACUCUAGUUAAGGAUGUUUUUGUGCUUUAUCUUUAUCAGUGUUAGCAGGGUACAUAUAUAUGAAUGGCUCUUUUAAUGAGCUUAGUGUGAUCCAUGCAAUAUAAGUCAUGCGACCAUGUUAGAGAAACAGGGUAGCCUAAAGAAAUUACUCACAAAAUUUGAACAGCUACUUUUUAUUUCUUCAUUGUGUGUUCACAGAUAAAUGCUUUUUGCCAUGAAUAUGAACAAUUCUUAUGUGCAGACAGUCGUGCUGUCUCGUUGAAAAUUCUAAUUGAUCUUCUUAUUAAAACAAUAUUUGGAAAAGAUGUGAAGUUUGUUCAUAUUUGGUGAGUAACUACCAUAGCGGGGCAACCACUACUAUAAGCUGUGAAUUUAAAUAGAAGACGUGUGGAAACAAUGCUAAAUUCAGCUGAGUAAGAUCUGGUAAAGUGUAUUUGAAAUUCCUUUCCCAAGCAUUGAAGGCCUUUGCAAAAUCCAUAAAUGUAUCAGGGGAUUGCUUAUGUAAUGUAUGUUUGAUGUUCCUGUGUUAAACCUCAGCUCCCUUUUUUGCAGAAUAUCAACAGAAGUCAGUGGACAGUUGGCUAUGCAGACCAUAAGAUAAUCGGACAGACCCAGGGAACGUCAAGUCUGAUCAUUAUUUAUUAUUUGUUUGCCAGGACUUUUUUCUCAGCAUUUCUUUAUUUUUGAGUGGGCUUUCUGUAUUAUUUGAAGUUAAUUUGCUCUCAGCUGAACAAAGGUUGGCCUAGGGUUGGUAUGGUACACAUUAUCUGAAUGGUCAGUUGAGCAUAUAUAAUAAGUGAGCUGCAGAAUUAUUUUUAUUAUUAUUAUUAUUAUUAUUUUGAGGUGCGGAUAUAGACAUUAUGAAGACAUUUUUAUAGUUUUUUUUUUUUUUUUUCAGUGUUUGCUUUAUAGUGAGCAUUAUAUGGAGAUCAGUGCCAGAAACUGAAUAAGCAAGAUAUCACAAAAUAUAUGUAAUUGUUUCUGAAAAUUUUAAAAGAUUUUCUACCUCUGUUAUAUGUGACACUGCUCUCUCCAAAUUAAAGGUCCAGAAGUGACCAUUGUUUACUUCUCCAAAAAUUCACAAUGUGAUUUAAAAUUCAUCUUUUUUUUUCAUUGGUGACAAGUGAAAAUGCAUCAUGACCACAUUUAAGUGCAUAUGUGGUCAACAUUUGCCGUCAUCUCUUUUUACCAGAAUGACAUCAAGGACUCUACCUGUAAAUACAACUGUUUGGCUUAAGAAGCAUUAAUUUUUCCAUCCUGAUUUGAAUGCCAUUUCUUUACAUUUUUGUGAUAAUCCAACCACCUGUUAUUUGACAAACUAAAACACUUAGUAUCAUGGCAAUUUUCCAAAUAACUAUUCACCUUUUUUCUUCUGGCAUAAUACAUUCUAGAAUAUUGUGAUAAAACCACCCAAGGGCAAUGUGUUACUUCCACACUAAGAGUGCAAUUUUUCGUAGCUGUGAAGAAAAGACACUUCGUGCAAUUAUGAAUCCUACACUGAAGUGUUUUUGACUCUUUACCAAGCAAAAUGAGACAUAAUUAUAUCAUUAUUAUUAUUAUGAAAUAACAUACAACUUAUAUUUUUAAUGCAAGAAGAAAUGGUAUUUCACUGAUGUAGGAUUUGAGUGGACAUUUAUUGGUAUUGUAAGGUAGCUAUUGGCUUUUGACUUACUAAGAAUAUCAUCAUUAUGUUGGAUUUUGGUUUGCAAUUUGGAAUAUUUUCCAUUAUUUCAACAAAAGGAUUGUUUUGAUCAUAUUUUUGUUGUUUUCUUACACCAUAUCUGCUUUUUUAUUGCACUUCAAGGAGCACUUGGUGUUAUUCUGGUGUGAAAUAGGGCUCCUUAGUAUAUGUUGCCAUUGGAUUCAUUUGCCAAGGAUCAUGUAUUAUUAUUAUUAAGUAGUUUGCCUAUAGUUCUAUGUAUCGAGUACAGUGUUAUUUAUAAUUCUGUAAAAAUUUCCAUGCCAAAGAGUAAUAAAUGGCCCCAUAACAGUAUUUUUAAUUAAAAGGUCUACAUGGCCUUUAGUUUCUUAUGAAAUCAGAGAUGAUACAUACAUAUCAACAGGACUUGAUCACAGUUCCGAAGAGGUUGGGGUUAUAUAACCAAUCAGAUUUCAGCUUUAUAGAAGUCGGUGAUGUACAUGAUAAUAUUUCGUCAAUGAAGCGUCAUCACUUUGAUACAUGAAGAGUACCAUACUACUUAAAGGGAGUCUGCACAGUAGUUAGUGCAAUAUUACACAUUAAACAGGGAUUUUGAGAAAGAUAAAUAAUUUGUAUAAAGUGAUUGUUAUUAUUUAUGAGCUGUAGUUCAUUUUUAGACACUGUUUUACGUGCAUCCACCUCAUGGUGUACAUACACAACGAUAGGUGGUGUCCACAGCCAAGAUAAGACUGUGACAUGCUUAGUCAUUUGUAGUACUCAGUAUUUGAUUGUAAAUACCAGAGGAUGCAGGCAUUGAAAUUGUGUGUAGAAUUAUUAGCAGUUUAUUAUUUAUUAUCACAAAGAUAAUAGCAUUAUGUGCUGUACAAAAGCAGCUUUUUGUAGGCACAUUAAAAAGUCAAUGAAAUAAAUUAUUGAAUGAAACAAAUAUUGUUUAUUGUUGUAC
Lingula anatina is the source of this 6331-nucleotide messenger RNA. Its product is annotated as poly(rC)-binding protein 3. Gene Ontology annotation, molecular function: RNA binding. NCBI's taxonomy places the organism in Eukaryota, Metazoa, Brachiopoda, Lingulata, Lingulida, Lingulidae. The record is from RefSeq and is a predicted model, not a curated record.